UUUUUAUUUUAUUUUUUUUUUGGCCGCUUGCAGUCCGCAUCUUUGUUGCAAAACUAGCUCCAGAGGAGAGGCAAGGCAAAGUCUUUUGUGCUUCCCCUCCCCCCCAGCAAAGCAAAGGGGAAAAUGUCUCAGGCGAGAGGCAAGAAGAGAAACCCUGGGCUGAAAAUUCCUAAAGAAGCAUUUGAGCAACCACAGACAAGCUCCACGCCACCCAGGGAUCUAGACUCCAAAGCCUGCAUCUCUAUUGGUGAGGAGAACUUUGAGGUGAAAGCCGAUGACCUGGAGCCCAUCUCCGAGCUGGGACGAGGUGCGUACGGGGUGGUGGAGAAGAUGCGGCACAUGCCUAGCGGGCAGAUCAUGGCAGUGAAGCGCAUCCGAGCCACGGUGAACAGCCAGGAGCAGAAGAGGUUACUGAUGGACCUGGAUAUCUCCAUGAGGACGGUAGAUUGCCCCUUCACUGUCACCUUUUACGGGGCACUUUUCCGAGAGGGAGACGUGUGGAUCUGCAUGGAGCUGAUGGAUACCUCACUGGACAAGUUCUACAAACACGUCAUUGACAAAGGCCUGACGAUUCCUGAGGACAUCUUAGGGAAAAUAGCUGUCUCUAUCGUAAAAGCACUAGAACAUCUACACAGUAAGCUCUCCGUCAUCCACAGAGAUGUAAAGCCCUCUAACGUGUUGAUCAAUACACAGGGGCAGGUGAAAAUGUGCGAUUUUGGAAUUAGCGGUUACCUCGUUGACUCGGUUGCUAAAACCAUGGAUGCGGGAUGCAAACCCUACAUGGCUCCUGAAAGAAUUAACCCGGAGCUGAACCAGAAGGGGUACAGCGUCAAAUCUGAUAUCUGGAGCCUGGGGAUCACAAUGAUCGAGCUGGCCAUCCUGCGCUUUCCCUACGACUCCUGGGGGACACCCUUCCAGCAGCUCAAGCAGGUGGUGGAGGAACCGUCGCCGCAGCUCCCAGCAGACAAGUUUUCGUCGGAGUUCGUCGAUUUUACCUCGCAAUGCUUGAAGAAGAAUUCCAAAGAACGGCCAACAUACCCAGAGCUUAUGCAACAUCCUUUCUUCACCCUGCACGAAUCCAAAGAGACAGACGUCGCCUCUUUUGUCAAACUCAUCCUGGGAGACUGAGAACUGGACUUGUAUAUGAAUUGCCCUUCUGUGGACUGGAUAUCCAAAGGUUUAUCACUGCUGCUGAGAGAAGGGGACAGUACACCUUUUGAAACUUCAACCACUGUAACCGUUUUCCAGAUGUGUGUGUGUGCGCGUGUGUGUUAAACUCUGCACUGUGUGUGCGUGUGUUCUGCUGAAUAUUGUGUGCAUCUAAGAAGUGCUUCAAACAACUGCCUGGAAGUCAAAACCAACCACCUCUUUCCAGUCAUAUGUUUGCCGUGACUUUUCAUAACCACACUUGAACUAGUGGUCUUGGAUUAAAUAUUCAAAGAGCAGGGCAUCUUUAUAGCAAUGCUAUGUCAGUCAAAUUAAGAAAAA
Cygnus atratus (black swan) is the source of this 1488-nucleotide messenger RNA. RefSeq names its product mitogen-activated protein kinase kinase 6 (gene MAP2K6). Lineage: Eukaryota; Metazoa; Chordata; Aves; Anseriformes; Anatidae. The record is from RefSeq and is a predicted model, not a curated record. The coding region runs from base 124 to 1128 and encodes 334 amino acids. The transcript is spliced from 13 exons. Gene Ontology annotation, molecular function: MAP kinase kinase activity; ATP binding. Gene Ontology annotation, biological process: MAPK cascade; protein phosphorylation.